Messenger RNA from Oncorhynchus tshawytscha (Chinook salmon), 3385 nucleotides. RefSeq names its product protein disulfide isomerase Creld1. The record is from RefSeq and is a predicted model, not a curated record. Gene Ontology annotation, molecular function: calcium ion binding. The transcript is spliced from 12 exons. Lineage: Eukaryota; Metazoa; Chordata; Actinopteri; Salmoniformes; Salmonidae. The coding region runs from base 483 to 1781 and encodes 432 amino acids.
GCCAGCUGCGUCUCAACCAAAAAUAGGCAGAAAAAAAGCUACUAGAACCCCUGCAUCAGCACCGGUCAGGAAACUACCGUAGAUAAUACCGUGGCUGGUCAAUGAAUGGCAUGGUUGAACAACUGAACCGGUGAACCACGGUGUAAUUGGAUUACUGUGCUGACGACGCUCCCAGUCUAUUGCCUGCAAACUGCUGGUACGAUUCAGCUCAGCAUCAUUCUUUAGAAGCAGAACAUCUUUGUUGAAGCUAGGUGGCUAACAUUAGCUAUCCAGCUAGCUAAAACCCCCGUAAAAAGUGCAUUAGUUAUAGCAGCUAGCUAGUUAGCAUAGUACAUGUUCUGUCCUGCAGUGUACAGUAGGCAGCAUCUCAUAUUACUUGCGCUGAUCUGAUGGGAUUGAGGGUUAUCGGAUGUGACUGCGAACGGGACCUCGGCUAACGUUAACUAGCUAGAAUGAUGAUGAUCCUCUGGACCACAGCCUAGAUGGCUCAGUCAGGACAACAACGAUCCAACUGGAUUUGGCAAUACAUAGCUAUGAUUAGAGAUAGAGUAGUCCAAGCCAUGUCGUGGUUGUGGCCCCUGCUCCCUGCCCUGGUACUCUUUUCUGUGUUGUCUGUGGUUCGAGUACAGACUGCACCAUGCCAGACCUGCCGCAAGCUCACUGACAGCUUCAUCAAGGGACUGGAUAAAACAUCCAAUAAGAAUUUUGGGGGUGGCAACACUGCUUGGGAGGAGGAAAAUCUGGCUAAAUAUGCUCGCAGUGAAACCAGGUUGCUGGAGAUAGUGGAGGCAGCGUGUGAGAAAUCAGACUUAGACUGUAACAAACUGCUGGAGCAGAUAGAGGACCAAGUGGAGACAUGGUGGUUCCACCGGCAGCAAGAGGCUCCAGACCUAUUUGAGUGGUUGUGUAUAGAAGAGCUCCCGCUCUGCUGUCCCCCGGGACAUUUUGGACCAGACUGCAAAGAGUGUCUGUCUGGUCCUGGAGGGGUGUGUGGUGGUCUGGGCCGCUGUGAAGGAGAGGGCACGCGUCUGGGAGAUGGAGAAUGCGUGUGUGACCCGGGGUACUUCGGUCAGCUGUGUCAGAGCUGUGCAGAUGGCUAUUACAGAGAGAAGAGCUCCAAUCACAGCACACCAGCCUGCGCAGCAUGCUACCACUCUUGUAAAAAGUGCUCAGGGCCAGAGAACUACAAAUGUCUGGAAUGCAAACCUGGGUGGCUCUUCCAUGACAACAAGUGUGUUGACACUGAUGAGUGUGGCACAGAGCUGGCUCGAUGUUCCUCCAACACCUAUUGCCACAACACAGAUGGAUCGUACGAGUGCAGAGGCUGUGACCAGGCAUGUGUGGGCUGUAUGGGCAGUGGUCCAGCCCGCUGUAAGAAAUGUGCUCGGGGAUACAAGCUCAGAGGAGCCAAAUGUCUCGAUGUGGAUGAAUGUAGUGAGAGGGCGAUAGCAUGUCCAGGGCUGAAUGAGGCGUGUUUCAAUGACGAGGGGUUCUUCCGCUGUGAAUGUGCUGACGGCUUCAUUCGUAGAGACAGCAUCUGUGUGGAGAACCAUCCGCUGAGUGGUCCAGAGAAGGGUCUGUUUGAUGACAUGACUGAUGACGAGGUCCUGGUCCUGCAGCAGAUGUUCUUUGGCGUGGUCAUCUGUGCCCUAGCAACGCUCGCCGCCAAGGGCGACAUGGUCUUUACCGCCAUCUUCAUCGGGGGCGUGGCCGCCAUGGCUGGAUACUGGCUGUCAGAGAAGGGCGACCGCAUGCUGGACGGCUUCCUAAAGGGACGCUAGCCUACCAGGAGCUAGGGAUACAGGACAGAGGAAGGAACUCUUGAAUGCAAACCAAUGAGGGCGACAAAGACUGAGGGGUGACGGCUACAGGAAUGCUAGCCAAUCAGGGAUGUACUAUACUACUUUGGGGGUGUUGGCUUGGGAUGAUUGUGGGUCUUCUGGAUUGUGAACCUUUGAGAUAAGAGACCUUGGAGCUUAGUGAAAUUAGAGAGCUCAAUGGAGGAAUGAAUAUAGAAGACCGGGUACUACUUGAUCCAAGAACACUGAAAAGACACUGGACUGUCUUUCUGCACUGAUAUGGGAGACCAAAACCCAAGCCUCUUGCCUCAACUCAUGGAAUCCCAAAAAAACAUUUCCACUGAAUUUCAGCCGUGACCCAAAAGGACCAGCUGACAUUAUUGUCUCGUUAACACAGGUGUGAGUGUUGACGAGGACAAGGCUGGAGAUCACUCUGUCAUGAUGAAAAGGGAGGGAGUGCAGGUCGGAUAAGACCACUACUGAUUGUUACCAAGUUAUUAUGCAUUUGUAUCUUCUACUGAGCAAAAUAUUGCUCCAAAAUGAUGUCUGUCCAUUUCCACACAUCCCAACCCAAACUUCUUAGCUACCCCUCUUACCUCAUCAGUAUUCUACUGUUCAUCAUUUCACCUUAUACUGAGGAACAGCGGUGUUUCCCUGGUAAUGGAAGGUGAUAUGGGAUGGUCAGUGGGGUGUUGAAGCACUAAAGACUGCUGCUAUAGUGGACAUGGGAAAUGUGUAGGAAAGGACAGAUACUUCCUGUUGCACCAGUGAAAUUAUGUCCAAUGUUAUAACACUAUUUAUUAUCGCGUCCCUAUUAUGACUGUGUUUUUGCACAAACGUAUUCUUACUGUAUGAAUGCAUGAGAAAGGCGAUACUGUAUGUAUUUAUUAUCCUGAUAGGCAUGAAAGACUGAACUUUAUAGAGCUGCUUGUUUCCCCCUUAAACUGUUUAACCAGGAUACAAGGAUCAUCACUUCUGUGUCACCACCCCAAACCCUAGUGCCUGAGCAGUGUGCAUGAGAAAGCAAGAGAGUAAAAGGCAGCAGUCCUAGUGAAGAUGUCACCCAUUGUAUUGUUUUGCAAUAAUUCAUUUCUGAACAUCAUUUUUUUGCAAAAACCUUAAAGAUUUUUAUUCUGUAUCUGUUUGAUAUGUGUGUGAUCAGCACCAAAAUGGGGUACUGUACAGUCGUGGCCAAAAGUUGAGAAUGACACACAUAUUAAUUUUCACAAAGUCUGCGGCUUCAGUUUGUAUGAUGGCACUUUGCAUAUACUCCAGAAUGUUAUGAAGAGUGAUCAGAUGAAUUGUAAUUCAUUGCAAAGUCCCUCUUUGCCAUGCAAAUUAACUGAAUCCCCAAAAAACAUUAACUGAAUUUCAGCCGUGACCCAAAAGGACCAGCUGACAUGAUUCUCUCGUUAACACAGGUGUGAGUGUUGACGAGGACAAGGCUUUGCACAAAACGGGAUUCACGGGCAAGGAUAUUGCUGCCAGUAAGAUUGCACCUAAAUCAACCAUUUAUCAGAUCAUCAAGAACUUCCAAGGAGAGCGGUUCAGUUGUUGUGAAGAAGGCUUCAGGGCGCUCAAGAAAG